AUGGGUGUCUCUCCAAACCCCCAAAUAAGCGUCCGCAAUGACGGCGGGCGCUCCGGGCUGGACGCCGCCCACACUCCGGCCUUGCUUCGUAGGGCCUCGUCCCCCAACAUCACCACCCCGUUCGAGUCUCUGGUCAUCCCUGAUAUACAAGACCCCCAACACCAGCAUGGUCAGCCCUCCACGGCCCUCCCGAGAAUACAGAACCUCUUCGCCAUCUCGGACGCGGGCCGAGGUGGGCAGCAGCACCAGGCCGGCUGGGAGAGGCGCGGCAGCUAUGGCUCCGAGCUGCCGCCGACCCCGAGGUCGACGUGCUCCGAGGCGUCGAGCCUCGACAGGCGCCUGAUGUCGCUCGCUCCGUCCGCCCUGCCGUCGCCCACGCUCCCCUCCAGUCCCUCGGUAUUCUGCCCACCGCCCCCGCCGCCGCCGUCAGGGGCAGGACACCGCUUCCAGCUGCCGUCACCCCCGAUAACGCCGCUCACAGACUCUUUCACGCUGUCCACCGACGCCUCCGCCGCUGCCGCCGUCUCGUCGUCCUCUUCCCUGUCGUCCCUAUUCAGGUUUGCGUUCCCCGUGACGGCGGCCGACUAUUCCGCAGCAGCAGCCGCCGCCGCCCCUUGCGGUCGCCCGAGCCCAGAGAUGGGAGCACCGCCGCCACCACCACCACCGUCAGCGGCCGCAAGGAGGAGGACCUCCUCCUCCACCUUCAGGCGGCGGCGGCGGUCAACCGAGGAGCUGGACAGGGCCACGGCCGCCGCCGUCGUCUGCCAGCCCGCGGUCUCCCCAAGGGCGGCCAGGGAUGAGCCCUGGCGCGUCAAGAAGACGACGGAGCUGUCUGCGACGCGGCGGCGCCUGCGGAGGAGGGACAGCGACAGCGACGCGCCCGUCGUCGCCGCCAAGUCGCCAGCCACUUCCUCCUCUCCCCCUCCCCUUUCUCCCUCGUCGUCGUCGUCGUCCUCCUCCUCCUCCAUCGCCGCCGCCGCCGCCCGCAGAAAGACGGGCAAGAAGCGCGGGCCGGGCUCCAACGCAAAGUACCCGCUCGCGCACGGCGACUUCAUCGUCUACAUGAAGGUGGAGAAGAACCUGAAGUGGGACACGGUCACGACCGAGUUCAACCGGGCCCUGGACCGGCUGGGCCCUUACCUGAGCCCGUCGGAGCACGCGACCCGGCUGCCCGACCACCGCCGCCAGGACGGCGCCCAGGCCAUCUUCUACCGCAUCAACGAGGUCAUCCCCGUGCUCGACGGCGGCGGCGGCGUCCGCUUCGCCCCCGACGGCCGCGAGAUGGACGAGUGGAUCAAGUGCCGCGACGAGAAGGACCACGGCGUCCGCCUGCCGGGCCUCGUCGACCGCUACCCCGAGCGCGUCGCCGCCAUGAACUACUGGUUUGUGGACGAGCAGGACAUGCGUCGGGCCAGGAGGUUGGCCGCCAUCCGUGAGAGACAGCGCAGAGAACUCGGCGUGCCCACCUGGGCCGAGCAGCAGCACAUGAAGGUGCUCCCUGAGAGGCUGGACUGCCAGCGCAGAGUCAAAAAGAGCCCGGACGCGCCCGCCGAGCAGCAGCAGCGAACUCCCACGGCCACCCCCUCGCCCGCCCGGGACCUCUUCUCUACCCUCUAGUCCCUUCUCGCCAGACUCCCACCCCAACUUGGUCACGCAGACACACGCCACACACACACACACACACACA
This is a messenger RNA of Gaeumannomyces tritici R3-111a-1, 1687 nucleotides long. RefSeq lists its product as hypothetical. The transcript has 3 exons. The coding region runs from base 1 to 1617 and encodes 538 amino acids. The record is from RefSeq and is a predicted model, not a curated record. Lineage: Eukaryota; Fungi; Ascomycota; Sordariomycetes; Magnaporthales; Magnaporthaceae.